AUGAACCCUGUUGAUUCUUCCGAUCACUUUGAAGCUGAUACCGCUGCAUCACUCCUAACCAUUGUGCUCGACACCAACCCGCACGCUUGGGCCCUGCUAGAAGACACCCUCCCACUCUCCACAGCUGUCGCCAAUCUCCUCGUCUUCGUCAACGCCCAUCUCGCUUGCAACUAUGCGAACAAGGUGGCUGUUGUCGCCAGCCACUCCCAGGAGGCCCGAUGGCUGUAUCCGACCCCAACCACAGCCUCAUCCAACACAAACCAAGAUGAGCCAGCAGACACAGACGGAGACGUCGCCAUGUCUUCCACAACAGGCGAAAGCCCAGCAUCCAACAAAUACCGCCCCUUCCGCAUCGUCGAGGAGCAACUAACCCGCAACCUCAAAGCCCUCCUCGCCACAACCUCCCCGGCCUCCGUCAGCUCCGCCACCUCGACCAUGAUGGCCGGCGCUCUCACCCUUGCCCUGAGCCACAUAAACCGCGAGACAAUCGCCUACGCCGAAACCCACGGCACUUCCAGACUCGACAGCGAUCCUUCCAAUCCCACCCCGACGGCCACCGGCCUCCCUCCACCACCAGGCUCCCACCCAGACCCAACCUCACAAUCAUCCCGCUCCUCCCCGACCGGCCUCCAGUCCCGCAUCCUCAUAAUCUCCGUAAGCAGCGCCACGGGCUCAGCCCACCAGUACAUCCCUAUCAUGAACAGUAUCUUCGCCUGCCAGCGCCUGCAUAUCCCCAUCGACAUCUGCAAACUCUCCGGCGAUGCCGUCUUCCUCCAGCAAGCCUGCGACGCCACCCGCGGCAUCUACGUUCCCGUAGACCACCCCCGCGGAUUCCUACAGUACCUCAUGGUGGCUUUCCUCCCGGACCAGCGCUCACGGCGACAUCUGAUCCUGCCCACGCGCGUUGACGUUGACUUCCGCGCCGCCUGCUUCUGCCACCGGAAGGUCGUCGAUGUGGGCUUCGUCUGCAGCAUUUGCCUGAGCAUCUUCUGCGAGCCUCCAGAGGGCGCGGACUGUCUGACCUGCGGUACUCACUUGGAGUUGGGAGAUUACGGUGCGAAGCCGGUUGUCAUCGCGAAGAAGAAGAAGCGUAAAAAGGGUGCUACAAAGGCCCUCGUCGCAAAUGGAGGCUCGUCUGGCGGAGCGACUCCAAUUUCUAAUCCAACAUCAACACCUACUUUACCUUAG
Coccidioides posadasii C735 delta SOWgp is the source of this 1188-nucleotide messenger RNA. RefSeq names its product RNA polymerase II transcription factor B subunit 4 (gene TFB4). The record is from RefSeq and is a predicted model, not a curated record. Gene Ontology annotation, biological process: nucleotide-excision repair; regulation of DNA-templated transcription. NCBI's taxonomy places the organism in Eukaryota, Fungi, Ascomycota, Eurotiomycetes, Onygenales, Onygenaceae. Gene Ontology annotation, cellular component: transcription factor TFIIH holo complex; transcription factor TFIIH core complex.